GUAUCGCAAGUGAGGUGGGAAUUCUCAAGGGGUCAAAAAUAAUUAAACAGACGAUUCUUUAAAACUGAUAGCGAGAACAUAUUCUCCCACACCAACUACCGCAUAACACAAAACAAGGCUCAUCGACACACACACACACACAUACACACACAUACACAGCUGCCCAGAAGCAACACCUUAGGCUCUUCAUAAAGACUGAUUGUCAUUUCCAAGCGCCGUUAGUUCACGAACCGUUAGGGGGCUCCGCUACGGUAAUGGCGUCUUUCUCCCCGUUGUCAUCCUCAUCUAGGGUAAUCGCACAUGAGAGGGUUCUGCGCUGCGUGUACGAGUUCCUCGAUGAAAACGGCUAUCAACAGUCGCUGCGUGCCCUCCAGGCAGAAUCGAAAAUUCCCUACAACGUCAUUCACGUCGCACAGGAUAGCGGCGAUAAUACUCGUAAUGACGGCAGCGGCGGCACCGCGGCGCAUUCGGCAGCGAGCCAGGCAAACCUACCUGGUAGCAAGAAGAUGUCCGGCAAAGAGUUCGCGCGUCCGUCUGAGCACGGCCUGGAGGCGGCAGUAAUGGAAGGCAGCUGGGCGGAGGUCCUACACGUGUACGUGGACGGUCUGCUGCUUCCGGAGGAGGUGAAGGCGACGCUGUACGAGGUCAUCCUGGAGGAAAUGGUGGAGCUGCACGGCUUAGUGCCGGCUGCCCGCUCGCUGCUCCUCAACGCGCCGAUCUUUCAGCUCAUGAAGGUCGACACCCCAGCCCGGUACAUACGGCUGGAGAAGAUGAUUGAGCAAGGGCAGCGCACGAUGGCGGAGGGCACGGCGGGGACGCGGCGGGUGACAGCCGAAAUGCGCCAGCGACGCACCGCGCUGUUACAACAGCUCAAAACGGCGAUUCGGUUCAGCACCGACGCGCCGGUGGGCCGCUUAGCCGCGGCACUUGCACGGGCCGCUGCACCAGGCGGAGCUGCACGCAACGGUGUGUCGGCGUCGACGUCGGAGGCUACGCAGCCGUCACGCAAGCGGGAUCGGCCGUCGGAGCUGCCCGGCGACACGGCGUGGGCGGACACGUUUCUGCAGUACCCGCUGGCCGCUCCGAAAGAGGUGCGGCGUCGAUUUCCGUACCAUGGACAGCAGGCCGCCUGCUGCUGCGCACCGCUGCUGCUGGAGGAGAAGUUGCUGCUGGUUGGGCGUGCGGAUGGCGUGGUGGACGUUGCGAACACGGAGAACGGCGAGGUGACGGGCAACUCGCUGCGCCACACGGAAGGGGUGUUGUCCCUCGCACGAGACACCGCCGAAGGCGCGGACGCGGGUGUGGAGUGGGUCGCCGUGGGCUACCGGGACGGGUGGGUGAAGGUGUACAAUCUGGAGACUCGAAAGCUUGUGCGGCGCUUUGAGAGGGCGCACACGGCGGGUGUCACGACGCUCUUCUUCACGGGACCACGAACGGUUGAGGGGCUGUCACGGCAUCAGUCGCUGCUCGUCUCCGGCUCCUUCGACGGCGCCGUGCGUGUGCUGGACAUUGCGGCGGGGGCGCCGGUCUGCACGGUGGCGAACUGCCACGCCAGCGCCUUUGUGCACUCCCUCCUGCCGCUCACGAACGUCGACCGAAGCGGGAACGCGCGCUUUUGCUUUGUAAGCAGCGGAAAUGACGGCACGGUGGCGCUGUGGCGUCUCGAAGACGGGCGCACGACCGAUGAGCACGACGUUGGGGUGGUGGCGGUACACCGCGUACAGGAUCCGGUUCCGCUGGGCCAGCUACACAGCGAGCUGCGGGACGCGGUGCCCACUCAACUCUACGGCCUUGGUGCUCUCUCCUCCUCCUUUUCGGCCGCCAAUGACGCGCCUCACGAGACAGGUGUACUGCUCAAGGAGAGAGUGAUCGCCACGCACGACGUGCUCCUGCUCACCCGCGCGGGCCACGCCGCUGUCUGCCGCAUGUCGGUGAACGAUGAAGGCAGCCACUACUUCUCCCCCACGCUUCAGGUGCUCUGCAUCAUCGUGACGGCCCGUCCCCUCCGCUCUGCCUUCCCGCAUGUGCACAGUGUGGUGUCGCUGCCGGUGCCGCUGCUGUCCCUCUACGCUGCCGACAGCGAGGGCACGGUCAGUCUGCACAACAUUGAAAUGAAGUGGUGCAACGCCGAGCAGUGGGCGGACUUUGGGGGCUGCAUGAAGGUGAAGGAGGCGGCGGACCAGAGCUCCGUAGUGAUCGUGGAGGUUGGCAAGGCGGUGAAGGACCUGCAUGUAACCUGUGUCUGGCCCACGUCCCAGCACCAGCCGUCGAGCGUGAUCGCUUAUGGGCCGUCGCUGUCGGCCGUGUACGACAUCUGGUAA
Messenger RNA from Leptomonas pyrrhocoris, 2321 nucleotides. RefSeq lists its product as hypothetical. Gene Ontology annotation, cellular component: precatalytic spliceosome. Bases 255 to 2321 code for a protein of 688 amino acids. Gene Ontology annotation, molecular function: protein binding. The record is from RefSeq and is a predicted model, not a curated record. The transcript has a single exon. NCBI's taxonomy places the organism in Eukaryota, Euglenozoa, Kinetoplastea, Trypanosomatida, Trypanosomatidae. Gene Ontology annotation, biological process: mRNA splicing, via spliceosome.